CAUCCCUAAUUUUUUCAGUGACCCCUGAACUAUAACAACUUGGGUCAAUGUUGGUCAACGAAAUCUGAGUCCCGAUAGGGAUAUAAUUAAUUGUAUAUUCCUGGCCACUCUGGCACACUAUUGUUCCAGUGCCAAAAUGGUCAAUUUGUGUAUCAAAACAGUUUGGCCACUGGCGCUAUUGGUGGGCCUUACUAGUGCCUACAAAAAUGUGCGUCUCCAGGAUAACAUGUGCUCAGACAAGCUAAUCUACACACUGGCCAAGCCUUUCCGUGGCGACCCCACACUGCGACUGGAGUUCGAUGAUGACUCCGGAUCAAUUGUAACACAGGCUUGGAAUGUAACACUACCCCACGGCCAUGGGGGUAAUAGGAUAAAGUAUGACUGCCAGUUUAGAGUAGUGACUAAUGAGCGCCCGCCGCGAGGAAUUUACACCAUCAUAACACGGCUCAAGUUUCGGCGGGAUCCAGUGACGAAUAAGUGCAUCGACUAUAUCCAGUUCAGCAGCGGAAAUCGGUCGCCCAGCGAGCGCAUCUGCACGGACAUCUCCAUCGAUGGGCCCGCCGGACGGCUAAUCUUUGACCAGCGGGACCGUGAAGUUAAUGUGCACAUAUUUAUCGACAAAGCGAGGCACAUUCUCGGCGACCCACUCGAACUGCGAAUGGUUCUCACUGCCCACUCCGAGUGCCAGUUCAACGGCGACUUCCUGUGCGAUCCCAAUGACCAGUAUUCGUGCAUUUCGAGGCACUUUGUGCGGGACAACAUCACCAAUUGCCUGUAUCCAUGUCGCGAUGAGGGCACCUGCUUCCAUGAUGCUGUGGUGCCAGAAGAGUACGACACGGCCAAUGUGGCCAUUUCGGCGCUGACAUCGCUUAUCUUUACCAUGCUGGGCGUGGGUUUCUGCGUGUGGAUCUGUUGGAAAUAUUGGAACUGCAUUACAGUGCAACAGCGGGCACACGAGGCCUCCGCCGCACGUUUCGAUCAGCGACGGGCAAGGUCGGAUGUACCCACAAUAGAGUUGCCCUCAGCUGCGCAGUACGACGACGGUGUACUGUCCGAGCACGAUUCCCAACACCAGCAUCCAGCAACACCGAAGGAUCUGCCACCUAGUUACGAGUCCCUUUUCCCGGACAGAUAAAGACUUGCGACAGGAUUAGUUCCGAUUUGUGCCAGAUCAGCAAGUACUUGGCAUCGCACACUUGUUGUAUUAGUCCUAUUAGGUAAUUUUAUCUCUCUAAACAGAUCAGCAUUCCAUGUAAAUAUGUUAGGACUGAUUUUAUGUUUUGUGAUUAGCGUUAGCGAUCGAACGUCUAUUUUGUCAAUGUGUUCACUACGAACCGAUUCCGAAAUACUCUUACUGAGAAUCUCCAUAUUUUUACUAUUGUAUAUAUUUAAGUUUUAUGUUCUUCAAAACGAGUAUUAUGAAUGUUUAUCGUGCAGCUGUUAAAUCUGCCUUUUGGCAAGUCGAAUUGUUUACACACUGAUGAAUUCUCACAGAAGGUAUAUGUACACACAGAAUACUCUACAAAAUGUAUCAAUUAUUUAUCUAAGCAAAAAAAAAAAUUAUUGAUAAGUAAGCCACAAUGUACUCGUCACUGUAUUAGCUAGCGUAAAUAUUCCAAGGUCCAGGCGUUCCAUCUGAAAGGCCAGAAAGCAAUUGGCCAAGUAUUCCAUAUAGUUGUACCUGUUUCUGUACUGCAUAGACGUAUGUUAUGUAUACCACGCGCUUGUAGAUGUCUUUGUUGUGAGCUGGGCCGAAAGUGUCAAUUGUUUAAUCGAGAUUGUCGAAAUAGAAAAGAAAUUAUAUUAGUAAGCACCUGUGCUCAUGAGAUAUGUAUGAACUACAGUAUUUACUCCAAAUAUGUAACUGCAAUGAAAAUGGAGAGAUCCAAGCGAAGCAGCACGUUUGUGGUCAGUAGGUAUUAAGCCAAUUAACUCAUAUGUAUACACACGCAACUCACUCAAAUACGUAUUAACUGAUAAAUAAACCAACUAAAUCUCAA
Molecule: messenger RNA, 2000 nt
Organism: Drosophila ananassae
Lineage: Eukaryota; Metazoa; Arthropoda; Insecta; Diptera; Drosophilidae
Exons: 3
Coding region: 137-1135 (332 amino acids)
Source: RefSeq, a predicted model, not a curated record